CUAAGGUGGAGUUCUCAAAUCUUCUUGUACAGACCCGUGCUGCUUCAUUCCUCAUGCAUAUUCGGGGUAUAUAGGACGCUGGAUACAUAGUAUGACACUUGAAACUAAGGAGUAGUUUUGGGCAAACCAGCAACGUUGCCAUCGGUUAACUUUCGGAAAGAAAGACUGAGCGAAUGGCGAAGGCUGGUGCCAAGAAUCGUGUUAUAGCGAAUGCAAAGAGAGUGAAGCUGUUGAAGCUGAUAAUUCUCACAGCUAAUGUUCUCCAUGUGACUCUCAAACUCAUCCUCUUCAGGCAGAGCAGAACGCUACAAUCAUGGCUCGGAUUUGGGCUAACUUCCUUGAUAUAUGUAGUGUGUUACAGUGGUAUAGCAUCAAUGGCAGAGCCAACGUAUGGGGCGAAUGGGGAGCUGCUGGAUGGAGGCUCUGAUCUGAACAUGGGUGGCCUGUGCACCUAUUACCACGAUCUCAUCUACCUUGCGGCUAUUGUGCAGAUUGGCACCAUCUUCUCAAGCCGCUUCUGGAUGGCUUUCCUGGUGGUGCCUUUGUACGCGGCAUAUCAACUCUGGGUAAACAUAGUGAAGCCAUACUUCCUUGCUCCUCGACCUCAGAGCGUGGCGCAGGAGGAGACACCGGCAGAGAAGAAGAAGCGCGAGAAACUGGAGAGGAAGCAAAACAGAGUUAGGUACAGGUGAUCCUCAGGGAAGAGGCAUGCAAGGAAGUUCGUCUUUGCUGUCUCUGGCCUUUGCUGCCUUGG
This is a messenger RNA of Coccomyxa subellipsoidea C-169, 754 nucleotides long. RefSeq names its product DUF788-domain-containing protein. Gene Ontology annotation, cellular component: intracellular membrane-bounded organelle. Gene Ontology annotation, biological process: vacuolar protein processing. NCBI's taxonomy places the organism in Eukaryota, Viridiplantae, Chlorophyta, Trebouxiophyceae, Coccomyxaceae. The transcript has 5 exons. The record is from RefSeq and is a predicted model, not a curated record. The coding region runs from base 174 to 692 and encodes 172 amino acids.